Haliotis rubra (blacklip abalone) is the source of this 4229-nucleotide messenger RNA. RefSeq lists its product as uncharacterized. NCBI's taxonomy places the organism in Eukaryota, Metazoa, Mollusca, Gastropoda, Lepetellida, Haliotidae. The record is from RefSeq and is a predicted model, not a curated record.
UCACACAGAGAGAGGGUCUGUGCUGUUCAUCCCGCUAGGAGCCAGUCAACAAUGACCCGGGCUCCGUUACCGACCUGAGAUCGCUGACGGAUCAUAUUUUACCUAUGGGACGUACUUGCAUUCUGUUGUCAAGCUGAUUCAACAUGGCGGACGACAGCCAGCUUGAGAGUGUUUCUAAACAUGUGUCAAAAGAUAUCGUAUGGGACGAUCGACCGAGGACUUUACGACAAAUAAUGACGAGCUGUCGUCUGCCUUUUCAUGUCAAAAUACAUAGAGGGGAUUUGUCAAAAUAUAUACCAGCGUCGAGUGAUCAAAAUGACGUUCUGCAUGUGUUGGAAGUUCGACGGAGGAAAAUUGUUUUAGGCAGACGACUUCAGUGGGAAAAAAGAGCCAAUGAUUACACUGUGACUGGAGAUCAGCUGGACAUACCAGCUUCUUUCAAAGGUUGGUUCGAGGUUGUCCCAGACGAUGGAAGACCAGUUGAGUAUUUUGACACAAUCAACGGUAUCACCAGCGUAAAGCCUCGGCGGUUUCUCGUCCGGACGUCUACCGUGGGCUACCAGCUCAGCAUCGAAGACGGUGUCAGUUGCUGGAUGCCCUGUGAAAUUAAGUCCGGGGAAGUAUUAACGACUGGCAUGAUCUACAUGGAUAACAAGAAAACCAAGUCCGUUUCGAAGAACAUCUUCAAGAAGCUACUAAAAUCCCACAAAACCUCCAAGAAGGAGCAGGAUAUGAAAUAUCUGCAGUGUUAUGACAGUGAAGGUAAAGAGAUCAUGAUACCUCUCAUCAUGUCCGGAGUGUUCAGUCCAGUAGGGGACGCUACCGUUGCUAACUAUGAUGCUGUGUAUGAGCUUCAGGACUUGAUCAUGGCGUUUGGCCUGCCCGUCAACGCCCAGAUCAUAUACUCCGGGGCAUCCGAGAAGGCUACGUGUCCCAAUGGAACAGUCAAGUUUGAGAGCACCCGAGAGGAAGAGUACGCCAUUGUUAAAAGGUCCCCUCUGGGGGAAUCAGAGGGCGAACCUAUUCAGGUGGAGCUGCCCAUGGAUGGGGAGGUGACCUUCUUCAAGGAGGCCAAGAAGAGAGUUGCUAAGAAGGACCCCGAUCCAAAGUAUCCAGUUCCGAGUGAGGAGAGUAAGGUGGACGUGACGUCAAACAUUGAACUUCCUAAACGUGUCGAUAAAGAAGCCAAAAAGUCUAAAACAUCAGCUCUCCUUGACAAACUUAGUGUCCGAAGAACAAAGAAAGAGCGUGCAAAAUUAAAGGCUAUGAAAGGUGACGAUGUGUUUUCAAGGAGGUUAAGUAAGAACGAUGUGAGCUAUGAAGAGUUUUUCAAUGGACUGAACAGCAAGGAAGAAGAUAAGGAAAACAGCGAAAGGAACAAGCAGAAGAGUCCCGAUAGUGAAACAACUAAGAAUUCGAAAGAGGACACCUAUGGCAAAAUCCAUAAGUCUCACAUACAGAACCGAGAUCUUCCUCCAAUCCCGCCUGAUGACAAAGGUCAAGGACAUACAGGAGGUCACAGUGAUCACAACAAGUCCAAAGAUUCCAUCUACGAACAUCUACCGCCGGCCCCUAAGCCACCGAGCAGGUCGUUCUCCGACCUUACUCGCAUGCAAGAGGAAGACGAGGACGAUGGCUAUAUGGUGCCAAUGAACUUGAAAGGUGAUUUUGAUACCGCUUACAGUGAAGGCACUGACGCCAUUCUCCGAAGAAAGCCUCCUUCCGUACCACGUGACUCUAUGAAGUAUGCGCGCACACGGAAAGCCAGAAGUGAAAUCCCCUGCCAUGGCGAGGAAGACUUUCAUGACAACUGCCCUUUCAACAUUGAUGAUCUGUUUAGUUUUGCUUAUUCCCAAGAGUCCAAAGAGAAGCCCUAUGGCACUAUCAGCAGUCGGUAUAACGUCAGCACGUCCCAGUUGUAUGGGUCGAACAAUAAAGCGAAACCACCUCCAUGGCGAGCCCACAUUCCCAACAGCUAUGAUCCUCGGUUCUUUGACGACCAGGACAUCGAUAUAAGGCAGAGGACAGUUACUCCUUCAAAAUACAAAUCAAAAUCUCAGCGAAAUCUCAACAUGGACCCUAACGCUACAAUUCGUAGCCAUAACCUUCGUAAGAUGAGGAAUGUGAUGGAAGUGUUUCAUUUCAGCGACUCAUUUAGGGAUCUCAGGGGUGGAGAACCUCCUUCUCCAGAUCACUACCACCGCCGCCAUUUCGAGAACCCGUAUGGGAUGACCCACGACCCCAGCGCUAUCUACUACCCGGGUAGCGGGCAUGGGCAGUACAUAGAAAACGAGCCUCCUUACAGAAAAUACCAUCGCUCCGCAUCAGUCUCAGGACUUAGCGAUCCUUACCUCAAACAAGGUGAUGACUCCGCAAUAUCGAUGGGGUCCAGAGGCGACUACGGGUAUCCUAAUGGCAGCGACUACAGCUACUCUGAGUACGGAGAACCGGAAGAUGAGAACUACAUCCCUCCGGAAGAGACGGAGCACCUCAGUGUGAAGGAGGUGUCGAAAUGUCUCCGUUAUAUAGGGAUGAAGGACCGUGUUGUGUUGAGAUUCUCCAACGAGCAGAUUGAUGGGGAAAUGCUUGGGAGACUGGACAAGAAGCUACUGAAGGAAGGUUUCCCCGAACUCAAUGCUCUGGAAAUUAAGAAAAUAUUAGACUUUAUUGGCGGUUGGAGGCCAAAGAAAGCAUGAUGGGCCCCCAUAAUCACACACACAGUUCACGAUGGUCACCGAGAAAUUCGUGAGCCAUUAUGACUGUAAAAUAGUUUGAGGUUUGAAAGAAUGAGGAAAUAUAAGCACAUGUAAGGCUCACGGGUUCCUUUCUUCUUGGCAUUCCCCUUCCUUUUCGUGUAAAGAGAAAGGAGUCUUAAUUCUCGUUGUCCAUGAUGUAUUAGUGAGUGAAGGUACGGUAUGACUGUCUUCGUUGGGUACACGUGUUUGACGUAUUACUGCCAAACAAUCUUAACAAAAAUAGGUGUGGACACGUCUUGGGUACAGAAGGGACAACAGAAGAACCAAUGCCAUCUGAACCGGAACAUAGGUGGAGUGUGACGGUGCACGUGCAGUUUCGUGCAUGCAUGCAGUGUGCGAAAUAGCCACUGGCCCGCUAGCCCGUGGCUAGUAAACAUCCAGUCGGGCCAGUGAAUUUCCAGUCACUGGCCCGCCUGGCUAGUGAAUUUUCAUGGGGGCAUUUUGUAAAUAUAUCACUUUCUCCGACUUGUUAAGUUAUAAUGCACUUUUAAAUCAUGCACGAUUAUGGCAUGAUAUAAAUGUUCAUCAUAUUAGCAGUUUUAUGAUGAAACCCGCGUCUACAUUUGAAUUUCGGGCUAGUGAAUUAUUUUGUGGGCUAGGAACUUUCAGGCAUAGCUAGCCCGACUGGAUAGAAAAUUUGGACACUGCAUGCAUGUUUUCGUCAACGUUAACUCGACACGACCAAACCGUCCACCCUUGAUGCUGAUAGACACGGAUAAUGCAGAUCCGGGGUCAUUGUGAGGUUGUCAGUUUUCUUAUGUUUGUUCAGAAGUACUUGCAUGUAUUUGUGUAUGAAUGUCAGUUUCAAGGAAAGCACAACGAAGUGAAGUACACGUGUGGAUUGACCUUCAACUGACCACUGACAAGGACGAUGUACCACGUGGUCAGUAUUCCACGUGGCGUGAGUUUCAAAUACAAAUAGGCAUCUAGGACACAUAACUGUGAGAAGGACAUAAGCAAUACCGUGUGUCCUGUGUAGAAGAUCUGCACGGAAUGAUGCAUUUAAGGAAAGGUGUGUUGUUUUGUAUACACGCCAUAUUGUAUGGUAAAUUAUCGUUGGAUUAUUUCAACAAAUGAUAUAAAUAAAGCAGUUAAAUGUACAGUAUGUAAUUGUUACUGAUGUUGAAACUUACAAACCAUUAUGGAAGAAAAUAUGUUUACUACACUGUAAAAUAUUGUUAACCCGUGUAAACUAUGUAUAUACAUUGUUAAUUUAUUGACGCAGGGCUAUGAUGGAGGAUCUGUUCAAAAUGGCAUUUAAGAUUUAGAUCAGAUGGAUACUCGUUUUUUAAUACAUUUAUUUUUUAAAUCCUUAUUUUUGAACCCCAUGUUUUAGAAUUAUCUUCUUAUUUGGAAAAUAAUUGAAUAAUUGACAAACUGUCAAGAUCUCUGACCACCUGUCCGGCAAUAUAUGUCUGUAUGAAACCGAGUAUUGAUAUCAUGUGCAGUGUUAAUAAACAUUGUGUCUGUUUA